AUUUUUCCCUUUCCUUUCCACAAAAGACUUCCUUGGGCCAUCUUUUCAAACCCCAUUUGCUUUGUUUUGGAAUUUUGAAGCUCUAUAUUAUUAAAAAAUAAUGGCUUCAAUGUCCUCUCAUGGCUCAAAUGCAUGGACUGCAAUGCAAAACAAGACAUUUGAAAAGGCUUUGGCAGUGUAUGAUCAAGACACUCCUGAAAGAUGGCUGAAUGUUGCUAAGGCUGUUGGUGAAAAAACUGAAGAGGAAGUCAAGAGGCAUUACCAACUUCUCCUUGAUGAUGUCAAACAUAUUGAAUCUGGCAACGUCCCUUUUCCCUAUCCAUCCUCUAGUGAUGAUUUGCCAAGGAAAAGAGGAUGAGUAAGAACAAGCUCUUCAAUUGAUAUCUAGCUGGUGCAAUAGCUAGAAGAAUAUUAAAGAAGAAAAAUCCAUUUGAAUUUUGCUUCAUGUGUAACCUUUUAUAUGCAAUUGUACCACUCAAAGAAUAAAUAUGAGUUUAUUUGAAAUUUUGUUCCUCUCUAA
Molecule: messenger RNA, 520 nt
Organism: Benincasa hispida (wax gourd)
Lineage: Eukaryota; Viridiplantae; Streptophyta; Magnoliopsida; Cucurbitales; Cucurbitaceae
Product: protein RADIALIS-like 1
Molecular function (GO): DNA-binding transcription factor activity
Source: RefSeq, a predicted model, not a curated record